Molecule: messenger RNA, 552 nt
Organism: Iphiclides podalirius (scarce swallowtail)
Lineage: Eukaryota; Metazoa; Arthropoda; Insecta; Lepidoptera; Papilionidae
Source: the annotation of a GenBank genome assembly
AUGGGCUUCUUAACGAUUUUAAAGAAAUUAAGACAAAAGGAGAAAGAAAUGAGGAUUCUUAUGUUAGGUUUGGAUAAUGCAGGUAAGACGACAAUACUGAAGCGAUUUAAUGGUGAGCCGAUUGAUACAAUAUCUCCAACUUUGGGCUUUAACAUAAAAACGCUGGAACAUAGGGGAUAUAAACUAAACAUCUGGGAUGUCGGCGGCCAAAAAUCCUUAAGGUCGUACUGGAAGAACUACUUUGAGAGUACAGAUGGUGUGGCAUGGGUUGUGGAUAGUGCUGAUGCUAGGCGUUUAGCGGACUGUGCACGUGAACUACACUCUCUGCUCCGUGAGGAGAGGCUGGCAGGAGCUACAUUGCUAGUACUUGCAAACAAAGCUGACCUGCCUGGCGCUCGCACUCUGCAAGAGAUAAGAGAGGCUCUAGACUUAGACAGCAUUAAGACUCAUCACUGGCGUAUAGUUCGCUGUUCUGCUGUCACCGGUGAAAACCUGCUCGAGGGAAUGGAUUGGAUGUUAGAUGACAUUGCUUCACGGAUAUUUACACUAGAC